UACAGUGUGCACAGUAUAAAACUACGUAUUGGGAACUAAAUAACACGCCAGGCGACGCAACUAUUUUUUACAAGGCUAUUUGGAUUAUUUUGGAAAUUUUGGUGCGGGAAAUAGAGAUGUUACCAUGGUUACUAUUGAGGGCAUCCAAACACAACAGGAGUCACACAGCGAGCGUCAUUACAUGUUACAGGUAGCCUGGCCUACUAGUCCCAAAACUAAAAUAAUUUCGUCACCUCUGUAAGAUCUGAGGAUCAUUCUGAAGCUGAGAAAAUGUACAAAGUGGAUUUGCCUAUAGACCAGUCCAUAGAAAAGGCUGUGGAAAGGAGAAGGUCUGCAGAAACAGCACGCAAAGCUCGGAUUUACAACACCCGGCACCGUGUGAUGGGCAUUGAUGUUGGAGCUCUCAACCAACAGGUCCAGGAGAAAAAACACCAGCAGAACAUGGAGAUGCAGCGAGACAAAGCCUUUGAUGAGCUGAGAAAAAUUCAUGAUGAAACACUGCUGAAACAAGAAGUUGAUGAAAAAGAGAAGCGAGCAGCUUUGCACACUGACCUAACCAAGUAUUGGGCCAAUCUUCAGCAUGUGGAGGACUCCCGCGAUGCUGAUCUCAAGUGUGGCCUGAAGGGGGCAUUCAGGAUCACUAUUCCAGAGGCUGAGCUGGGGCCUGCCAGCAUGCAGAUCUUUCAGGGCGAGGAUGUUGGAGAGGAGGAAAGGAGGAGAGAACAAAUAAGACAGACAGAAAAAGACCUGCAAGCGCAGAAGGAAGAUCAUGAGAGAAGGCGCAUGCGAGAGAAGCACAGAGAAACACUUGUGAGCAAAGAGCUGGUGUAUCAGGACCUGAGGGGGGUUCAGCUACACACACAGGAGGAAGAGUGUAGGAAAGCUACCCGUGUUGCCCUCGACAACUACAAUCAAGCUCUGGCUGCAGAGCGAGCACAACACCUGAAGGAGAAGCUCAGGAGAGAGGAGAGUGAGAAUCUGGCAGAGGUGUGGCACACGCUGACAUCAGACAUGAUGACGGAGUGUGCAGAGGCAGCUGAGAGGGAGGUGGCCGAAGGGAAGCCAGCCCGGGUUCUGGUUGACAAGUGGAAGGGGAUGAGACCUGAGCAGCUGAGCGCAAUCCACAGGGAGAGAGAGGAACAGCGUGUGGAAAAACAGAGACAACGUGAUGCUGAGAAGGCCCAGAAUGUAGCUUGGCAACUGCAUCGCCUAAAGCUGUCGAGACAAGCAGAGGAGGAGGAGAGGAGAGUGGCGCAGCUGAGGAGAGAGAAGAGGAUUCAGAUGGACCUCCACAACAUGCAGCUGGCCAGAGAGCAGCAGGAACAUCAGGGGUACCUGAACAAGAAGCUGUACACCAACAAACCCACCAAGGAUUACUUUUAUCAAUUCAACACGGGCUCCCGCUGACCAACACUCACCUCACACAGGCUUGUGGCAAUGUGCUAAUAAAAUUGCCGUCUUGACUCAAUGUGAAUUGAUUCCUGAGUAAUCAAUACCUGCUGCUUAUUUUCAGUUGACACACACGCAGGCAUUGAUCUAAGCAGCUGGAAAAAAGGGACCCUUUAUUGAUAGUUGUUCCAGG
This is a messenger RNA of Labrus bergylta (ballan wrasse), 1582 nucleotides long. RefSeq names its product RIB43A domain with coiled-coils 1 (gene ribc1). Lineage: Eukaryota; Metazoa; Chordata; Actinopteri; Labriformes; Labridae. The record is from RefSeq and is a predicted model, not a curated record.